UGCUCACCAAUAUCCAAAACGAAAGUACUUACCGCCGGUAGGGCAUUUCCUCCCUUCUGUGCAAUCGUCGUCGUUGGAUCGACGCUAUGCAAUCUCCAAGAGUCAAAAUGAGAAAGGAACUUCUCAGAUCCUCUUUGUUCUUCUUCACUGCCAACGCACCUUCGGGGAAUCAGUUGAAAACCUUCCUCAGGAACAUUUCCUACAAAGCUUCUCUUUUUAAUGCAAUUGCUGACCCUACUUCUUCUAAUUCUAAACCUUCUGAUUCUGAUUCGACGAACCCCAAGACAUCUCUGCCUGUUAUUGAUGCGAGCUCAUCUAACCGCAAACCCAUUAGUUUAUGGCCGGGCAUGUACCAUUCACCUGCCACACAGGCUCUGUGGGAAGCAAGAUCCACUAUCUUUGAAAAGAAUGCUCCUGUGCCUUCACAAUUGCAUCUCGUUGCCAAAGCUCCUUCCCAGAGCAGGACGAGUAUUUUUUACAAAUUCUCUUCUGACUACGUGCUCAGAGAGCAGUACAAGAACCCCUGGAAUCAAAUUAGGAUGGGGAAGUUGGUCGAGGACCUUGAUGCUCUAGCCGGAACCAUUGCAUUUAAGCACUCAUGCAAUGAAGAUGGCACAACCAGACCCCUUAUAUUGGUUACUGCUUCCGUUGACAAAAUGGUUUUAAAGAAACCAAUUCUUAUUGACAUUGAUUUGACUAUAGACGGUGCUGUUACAUGGGUUGGCAGGUCAUCAAUGGAGAUACAACUGGAACUCAUUCAGUCAACACAAGGGAAUGCAGAUACCUCAGACUCACAAGCUCUUGUAGCAAACUUCACAUUUGUGGCUCGUGACUCCACCACUGGAAAGUCAGCCUUGAUUAACCAGAUCUCACCUGAAACUGAGCACGAAAGGUUUCUCUGGGAAGAAGCAGAACAGAGGAACAGACUAAGGAAACUGAAGAGAGCAGAAUAUAAUCAUGUUCAAAAUGGAGACACUGCUAGGCUCUGUUCACUAUUGGCUGAAGGGCGUAUUUUCAGUGACAUGCCAGCGUUGGCUAAUAGAGAUAGCAUCCUGAUGAAAGAUACUCGCCUAGAAAACUCUUUUAUCUGCCAGCCACAGCAAAGAAACAUCCAUGGUCGCAUUUUUGGAGGAUUUUUGAUGAGAAGGGCGUUUGAACUUGCUUUUUCAACAGCUUAUGUCUUUGCCGGUGCAGCACCACGUUUCUUAGAAGUUGACCAUGUUGAUUUCUUUAAACCUGUCGAUGUUGGAAAUUUUCUUCGUCUCAAGUCGUGUGUUCUAUACACUGAACGUGAAAACCUGACUGAACCUCGGGUCAAUGUUGAAGUUAUUGCACAUGUUAUAAAGCCUGAGCUCCGGUCCAGUGAGGUAUCCAACAGAUUCUACCUCACAUUUGCUGUGAAUCCGGAGGCCAUAAAAGGUGGGCGGAGGAUUCGGCAUGUUGUUCCAGCCACAGAAGAGGAAGCAAUUAAGGUGCUGGAACGCAUGGAUGUUGAAGACUCCAAGUUUAGUGUCUAAUCAGGAGAUUUUCAUCGGGGUCAGAGCUUUUUUUUCAGAAAACAAAAGAUGUGAUGCACUUAUCUGUUGGUCUAGAGGACAAAUAAUAAGUC
Messenger RNA from Neltuma alba, 1609 nucleotides. RefSeq names its product acyl-coenzyme A thioesterase 9, mitochondrial-like. Gene Ontology annotation, biological process: acyl-CoA metabolic process. Gene Ontology annotation, molecular function: fatty acyl-CoA hydrolase activity. The record is from RefSeq and is a predicted model, not a curated record. NCBI's taxonomy places the organism in Eukaryota, Viridiplantae, Streptophyta, Magnoliopsida, Fabales, Fabaceae. The transcript is spliced from 5 exons. Bases 87 to 1517 code for a protein of 476 amino acids.